UGGCUGUAUAAUUCCAAACCAGACUCGCAGAGCUUUCAUUUUGAACAACAAAUUUUUUACUGGUUUUUUUUAGGUUGAGCAGUUUCGUGCAGCGCAACGCCUGUUAACGCAGCAACGCUACCAGUUCCCGAAUUCGUGGCUGUAUGCGGAAAAUGUUGAUGGGGAAUGGUCGGCGCUAAACGAUAUUUUGGAAAGAAAAGAUUCAGCUAUCCAAGCACAGGGAGCGCAAAGACCUGACGAAGCACUGGCUGCUUUAGCAAGUUUUGAAGCGAAAUUGAAUAAAGUGAAAGAAGAUCGAGAAAAUAUGACAAAAGCAAAGGGAGCUUUGGAUAUAACGGAACCGCUAACUGCAACUGGUCAAGCCAUCAAAUUGGACGUUGCCGUUGAAGAACUUUCCGAUCUCAAAGGUGUCUGGCAAUCACUGAUUCCGCUCUACAAUGCUGUUGAUGAGCUGAAAGAGAAAACGUGGCUGUCAGUGCAGCCACGUAAGCUACGCCAAAGUCUGGAUGAGCUGCUCAACCAGCUGAAACUACUUCCAUCGAAAUAUCGCUCGUAUGAGUCAUACGAUUAUGCCAAACAAAUGUUGGACAAACGUCACUGGAAGCAGCUGAUGAAAGAAUUGCAUGUUACAUGGACUUUAUCGGAUUUAACACUGGGUCAAGUUUGGGAAGCCAAUCUUCUCCGUUAUGAAUCGGUGAUCAAGCAAGUGUUAUCGGUUCGUGAAUACUGGCAAUCGUUCGAAGUGGACCUGGUGAAUUACCAGAACAAAACAAAGCUGAUUCGUGGUUGGGAUGAUUUGUUCAAUAAACUGAAGGAACACAUGAAUUCUCUUACAGCAAUGAAACUUUCUCCCUACUACAAACAGUUUGAAGAGGUAAAUUCUGUUGUGGAAUUUUUUUUCGUCGUAAGAGGAAAUUUAGCGCUGAAAAUCCACUGGUGAAU
Molecule: messenger RNA, 942 nt
Organism: Gongylonema pulchrum
Lineage: Eukaryota; Metazoa; Nematoda; Chromadorea; Rhabditida; Gongylonematidae
Source: the annotation of a GenBank genome assembly